AUGGCGCCCCGCGGGCCCCUCCGGCCGCGCAAAGUUCGCCGGCGGCGGGAGAUGCUGCCGCGCCAGGUCGGCCUCGUGUGCGCGGCGCUGGCCCUGGCGAGCUGCGCCGCCGGCCUCCUGGGGAGCUCGGGGCACAAAACACUGUCUACCAGCAAACGUGUCCUGCCAGACGCAUGGAGAAGCAGAAGGCUGAUGGCACCUGUGAAUGGGACUCAGGCAGCUAAGAACUGCACAGAUCCUGCCAUUCACGAGUUCCCCACGGACCUGUUCUCCAACAAGGAGCGACAGCACGGAGCCGUCCUGCUGCACAUCCUCGGGGCUCUGUACAUGUUCUAUGCUCUGGCCAUAGUAUGUGACGACUUCUUUGUUCCAUCUCUAGAGAAGAUCUGUGAGAAACUCCAUCUGAGCGAGGACGUGGCAGGAGCCACCUUCAUGGCCGCAGGGAGCUCCACCCCCGAGCUGUUCGCCUCCAUCAUCGGCGUGUUCAUCACCCACGGGGACGUCGGGGUUGGCACCAUCGUGGGCUCCGCUGUCUUCAACAUCCUGUGUAUAAUCGGAGUUUGUGGCUUAUUCGCCGGGCAGGUGGUCCGUCUGACGUGGUGGGCCGUGUGCCGGGACUCCGUGUACUACACCCUGUCCGUCAUCGUGCUCAUUGCCUUCAUAUAUGAUGAAGAGAUUGUGUGGUGGGAAGGCCUGGUGCUCAUCAUCCUGUAUGUGUUUUAUAUCCUCAUCAUGAAGUACAACGUGAAGAUGCAGGCCUUUUUCACACUCAAACAGAAGACCAUCGCCAACGGCAACACGGUGAACAGUGAACUGGAGGACGGUAAUGACUACUGUGACAGUGGCUCUGACGACCCCUCCCUGCCACUGCUGGGGCAAGUGAAGGAGGAGCCGCAAUACAGCAAAAAUCCAGUGGUGAUGGUGGACGAGGUCAUGAGCUCCAGCCCACCCAAGUUCAACUUCCCCGAGGCGGGCUUGCGCAUAAUGAUCACCAACAAGUUUGGGCCCAGGACUCGACUGCGGAUGGCCAGCAGGAUCAUCAUCAAUGAGCGACAGAGACUGAUCAACUCGGCGAAUGGUGUGACCAGCAAGCCACUUCAAAACGGGAAACACGAAAACAUUGAGAAUGGGAAUGUUCCCGUGGAAAAUCCUGAAGACCCUCAGCAGGAGCAGGAGCAACAGCCCGCCCCACAGCCACCUGCCCCGGAGCCAGAGCCAGUUGAAGCUGGCUUCCUGUCCCCCUUUUCCAUGCCCGAGUCGAGAGGAGACAAAGCCAAGUGGGUGUUCACCUGGCCCCUCAUCUUCCUCCUGUGCAUCACCAUCCCCAACUGCAGCAAGCCCCGCUGGGAGAAGUUCUUCAUGGUCACCUUCAUCACCGCGACCCUGUGGAUUGCUGUCUUCUCCUACCUGAUGGUGUGGCUGGUGACUAUAAUUGGAUACACACUGGGGAUCCCUGACGUCAUCAUGGGCAUCACUUUCCUGGCAGCGGGCACAAGUGUUCCAGACUGCAUGGCCAGUUUAAUUGUGGCGAGACAAGGCCUUGGCGACAUGGCGGUCUCCAACACCAUAGGAAGCAACGUGUUUGACAUCCUAGUGGGACUCGGCAUACCCUGGGGCCUGCAGACCAUGGUUAUUAAUUACGGAUCCACGGUGCGGAUCAACAGCCGGGGGCUGGUCUACUCCGUGGUCCUGCUGCUGGGCUCCGUGGCACUCACCGUCCUCGGCAUCCAUCUGAACAAGUGGAGGCUGGACCGGAAGCUGGGCGUCUACGUGCUGGUCCUCUACGCCAUCUUCUUGUGCUUCUCCAUAAUGAUAGAGUUUAAUGUCUUCACCUUUGUCAACUUGCCCAUGUGCCGAGAAGACGAUUAAAGCUGAGCUGCUGCCCCUGGGAGCUGUUCUGGACGCUGUGGCCCUGAUCCCCUCUCUCUCCCUGACCCCCCAAGUCUCCCGCAUCGGCAGCUGCCCUCUUUCAUACACUGGAAGAAGAGCCGUCGUGGUCUUUGGUCAUGGGCCAGGCUGCUGGGCGCCCUCCUCAUCCUGGGAGUUCUGCCCUCCCACCCCCAAGCAAGACUUGGGGUGCUCUCUGAGCAGCUUCGCAGGCCUCUGAGCUGCCAGCCGAGGGGAUGUGGUGUGUCUCAUCAUCUCUCUCGGACACUUUUGCCAGAAGGACUUCUGUGUGCGGUUGGUCUUUGUGCUGCACAGCGGCCGAGAAAUGCGGUUGUUGGUGAACACAAGGUUUUCCGGGCAAGUGCAAAACAGGAGUGUUGUCCUCCAGAGUUGUCCCUGGGCCAGGGGGUGUGUCCCUCAGGCGGCCUGUGGGACUUACUCGGAGCCUCCGACUUCUGCUGGAAGCACUCCCCAUUUGGAGGGGCCAGGCCUCAACCUGUGGGGCGUGGGGUUUGGACGACAAACAUGCCACCCCUUUUGUGGGCAAAAUUGCAAGAAUGGAAACCACUUUUCAGAGCAGAAAAGAGAAAAACAGGUGAAUAUUCUCGCUCUGACUGAUGCAUUCAGAGAAUGAGCAGUGAAAUAUUAAAAAUUAAAUGUCCUACAGGUCAUCAUACUUGAAAAAUACCAUUCCUUAGAAAAAGGACCAGUGUGGGGACCCAAACAAGGUAACGCUUAUGGGAAGGGAAUCUGGUGUGUACCGCGUGGCGUGGACACUAAGACGCGUGGUUGGAAUACAAGCCAGUGAAGGACUCACAUGGAAGGGACACCCACUCAGGGACACUGCGCCAUGGAGGUGACAGCUGUACCUACCAGACCUUCCCGGCCAUGCGUGCGACCAGGCGGUUUGGGUGUGUCAUGUCUUUGUUAAUGCUCUGUCUCCGAACCACCUAGUUGAAAGACCCAGUUGCUUAUAUGCCCAACAAAUCUCACAGCCUGCUGAGCUGGAAAGUGCCGGAAGUAAUGCUUAAUGACAAGAGGAGAGAUUUCCUGAAAAACAAUGAAUUGUUUUCUGGUUAGCUGGAGGCGAGUAUGAAAACCCUAACUUGGAAUUUUUAGAGCUGUUUCUUGAACCUUCUAGUUUGCUGCACAUGAAAAGCCAAGUCUGGGAGGCUGAUUCCAAGCUAGAUAGGAAAAUAUUAAACCAUUUCCGAUUGCUUCAUAGCUCUCAAAUCUAUAUUAAAGAGAUUUAUGAACACAAAACCAUUCGUGGUUUCUAAAAGAAAGCACAAUUAAUUUUAUAUAGAGGUUUUUUUUAUUUUUUUAAUGUUUCUAUUGUAAAAGUCUAUCCAAUUUGAUGCACUUUUAUUAUUGGGGUAUUUUGCACGGAACACUGGAUGGGAACAGCCCAGGAGGGUGUGAGGAAGGAAGGUUUUUAGCAUUCACCAGCCGUUAGUCCCGGUGGUGAGCUGCUAAUUGCUUCCUGAGACACAAAGGUAGUGACCCACGCUGGACUUCACAGCUGUGCUCUGGAAGGUGCAGCGCCUGCCUUUCAGAAGGAGGAAGCAGUCAAGCUUGUGUCCUGUCAGUUUCCUUUAGCUUGAGGCUAAGGCAGGACAGGCAUCUGUUCUGGAUCCGAAUCAGUGUUAGUAGCUACACCAAGUUGAGGUUUCUCUUUUUGUUGCUCUGCCUGCAGAGUGGGCCCAGCAGCCUUCAAGUUGAGGAUGGUGCAAUGAUCUGAGUGGGAGGCCAGGGAACCUGAAGGGUCAUUGGUGUAAACUGGAGAUGCCAGGGGGGUUGAAGGCCUCAGGACCAUUCUGUGUCUCCCAGCACAGCUGACCUAGUCCUCUCCGUCUCAUAGACUCAUCCAGGCUUCCAAGUGCAUCUGUCUGUUCUGAUUCUCAAACUGCCCUAUGAUCUUUAACAACAAAUUUCGUCUUAGGUCCCGGUGAGUGAUUCUGGUCAAUGGCCAGCAAGUAGCUGAGCAGGCCCCAAGCUCCAGGUCCUCAGCCCUCCCAGCUCAGCCAGUUUAGAUGGGUUACACGGGUAGGCCACCCUUUGGUGGGGCCAGGUGUAGUUAUGCCUUUGUCCUUGUGGUUGGCUUCUAUUGUUUAAGUCAGAACUUCAUCAGAUAUUUAAUUAAUUCACAGUUAUUUAAUUUUAUUUAAUUAACUCAGUUAUUUAAUUAACUCACAUUCAUACCCGAGUAUCUAUCCCCAUUCGAUCAUUGCUCCAUUUUUUUCCUGAUACAGACCAAAAACUAGAUGGACCCCCAGUGAUGUCCCCACUGGCGCUGACGUCUCAAAAUCUUCACGUAGUUUUCAGAGAACGCAUCCCGAUUACCCACCUCUUCCUCAGCGACUCCAGCUGAGAUUUAAAGUAUACCACAGCUACAGUUUGAGACUAAAAAAUAUUUCUAGUGUGUAGAGCAUUCCUCGUGGCUAAUUCUCCUAGGACUUGAAUGUGCCAAUGUGACUUCCUUAAGGGAUCUAAGCAUCUAUUGUAUCUAGGAAACUAUAUAUACACUGUAGGUGAAAAUGUCUCUUUUUUAACUAAAUAUUUUUCCACCACAAGUUUGAAGAGUUGCUUGAUUAAUUAGACCUUCACUUUAAAAUAAUGCUUUCCUCGCUAUGCAGGAUUACUUCCUUUAUUUUAUUCCUGAAGCUAAUUAGCAUGGGGUAAUUACUCUGCUGCAAAAAAUAGACAGUUAAGACGAAAUAAAUUUAGCUCUUCUAAUUGGGGGCAGAAAAGAAAAAAAAAAAAUCACUACAUUCAGAAGAUGUCUCUAGAAGCAAGAGCAGGUAGUUCUGGUUUGGGCCUGUCCUCACCGGCACAGCGGGGUCAGGGCUAGGUGCGUGGCGGUGCCCUGAGAACCUGGUCCUGGAGGGAGGUUUGGGGUCAGCGGCAGUGAGACCAUGGUCAGGGGCACUAGAGCACCUCAGAGUUGUCCCCUCCACCUCUCCUCUAACCCCCAGUCUGCUGGCCCCUAUGAGUUUGCACCUCUUCUUUAUCGCCUGCCUGUUAGGACUGUCUUGACUGUGUCAAUCCCCUGCCUUUACAGCCUGAGCAGCUGAGAAGCCACUAACCCUCCUGGGUAGGCCAGGUGGGGCAUUUGUCACUCCUGGGCAGUGCUGCAGACCCCCUCCUGGGCUGCCCCCUCUGGCUUUGCAAGGCUUAUGGUGUCAGCAGGAGAUCACCAGAUCCAGAGAUCACCAGACCCCACAAACAGGCUGGAAAUCUAGACAGGAUGUGUGUGGGGAGCUCCUUACAACACCCUUUGCUCUGGGCGUUUCUCUGCUCCGAGUCCCAGGGCCUCUCCCAUCUCCUCCAGGUGGGAGUGGACAAAGGGGCAUGGACUGUGAGGGUGGCUGUCCCCCGUCCCAGGAAGAUCUGGGGAGAGUCACAGCUUCAGCGAGGAAGCUGCUUUCCAUGGGCAGGAGGGGAGUGGCAGGGGGUGAAGGUGCUGAGCAGUGUGGCCCUGCUGCCACGUGGGGCCAUUACCCCUGAGAAUCAGCAGCAGAGAAGUUGCUGCUGCUAACAGGACUGCCACCCUCCCUGGGCCCUGCUGCUGGGGGGCAGGGGAGGGGCAGGGAGGAAGGUGCUGGCUCUUCUCUCCCACCCCCACCUUCCUUCCCUUGUGGGCUGAGUUCCUCCCUGGCUGUGCUGUGUAUGGGGCAGGCACUCAGCAAAAGUUUGUAGCUGCCAUAAACAAAAAGAACUCGCUCCCUAGGGUGAAAAUCUUUGCAUUGUUCUCACAGGCUAUUAUUUAAAUAUUCCUGGUCUUGCUGAUGCCUCUGACCAGGACCUCUGGGUGAGUUUCCUUCCCUGGGGGCAGUUAGCUGAGGCCUCCAGGGCACCUGAGAGGGUCCAUGUCUCAGCAACCUCAUCGCUGCAUGUGCCCCUAGAAAAUUCCAGGUGUUUCUAAAAGUGCUGCCUGGGCAGCUUUGGGAUGACAGGAAGUCUGUUAUCCCUCAUCCCAUCCUGGACCCGCAAUGCUGCCUCUGUGCCCUCCCCCCUCUCUCUGGAUUCUCCCAGAGCUCCUGAGCACCCCACCAGGAGUAAAUCUUACUCUCUGGCAUGUCUGAUUUCAUGAGGGGCACGUGAACCCCUCAAACGUGAAGCCUCCCUUGGGGCCAUCUCAAAGCAUGGAGAAGGGCCCCCACUGUGUCACUCAUGCGGGUGGUGGAACGAGGGUGUCUUUCCAUGGUCCAGCCCACCACAGACUGGACUUGGUUUUGCCCACUGGCCUGGGUGGGGGAGGGGGCGCUCUCCCUGCUGCGCAGAGAACCCGGGGCACAGUCCAUGGGGAUAGAGAUUUAAGGUGUCAAGUUGUUCCAUUUGCUUCUUAAUAAGAAAAACUAAGUCAAGAUACUAGUUCUGUGCUUCACCGUGGCCUGGAGGCUGACAGGAGAACGUCCCACCUGCUUGGUGGUUUGGGGCUUUGGUUAUUUUACGGGGAUUUUGAAAAUUCUAAUUUUAUUUUUCAAAGGGAAAUGACUUCAGGCUGCGCUGUCUCUGCUAAGGUUGCCCUGUCCCUGCUAACCCCUCAUGCACUGCCAGGGCUGGCGACUGUGCUGCGUGUCAUCUCACCAUCUCUCACCUCCUACCUAGUGCGUCGGAGGCCAUCUGUUUGUCUAAGUGGUGUAUUUUUCACACACUCCUUAGCAGGACCUGAAAGCAUCCUCUCAGGUGGAGGAAAAUGUUGUCUGUCUCGUGCCCUGGUACAGGACUGGGGGCCAGGGGCGGUGCCCCAAGAGUGAAAUCACCCUGUACCUAGCUAGGUGACAGUGGAGCCCUUGGGGGUGCAAGCCUGGGAUUGGCUGCUCUUGAUCAAAAGCCUGAUGACAGAUCGAGGCGUGCUCUGCCCCGCGUCCCCCUGUUGCCAGCAGUCAAACAGUCGCUUUUUAUGCAGCAUGUCGCUUGGGACUUUUCCAUGGUUGAAGCCAAUAAAAUUCUUAAUCCUGGAGAAAGUAGGUAAUUUUCCCAUCUCACCACUGGAAAACUUUUUUGUAGGCUCUCAAGAGAGGCAGUGUUUGCUUUCUAGUUGCGUGGUUUGGGCAUAGUCAGCCUCUGUGCGUACACGGAGGGACCCAGGGCUCCCUGCACCUACUCCAGAAACUCCCACGGCGGGAAUUCCCGCGCAUCCAGGCAGGCGCACAGUCCCCUUGCAACUGGGAAUGAUCAGGGUGUGAGCGUGGCAGUUCUGUUUUUCCAAAUAUUCUAGUGUGUUCUCUGCUGGCUGCUGGGGCAUCCCAUGCCUUUCAGAGGCCUCUUUUCAGGAGGGGAGGUGCUGAUCACCUCCUGGAGCUUCCUCCAUUGGCUUGGACCAAGCAUAUUGGGGAACCCAGUGGGCAGAGCUGUGGCUGAGCAACUGUGUCUGGUCCUUGGGGAUCCCCCUUAGGAGACUGCUCGUCUGGGCCACCAGUUCAGGGCACACCCUCCCUGUCCAGCGUCCUCUGAGUGUGUCCGGCAUCCAGCCGCUCGCGGCCAUGAAUAGUUGCCGGGUGUUCAAACACAAAGAGACCUUUGUUACCUAGAGCGGAAAGAGGCUGCCAGCCAGAUGGGGCCAGGUCCAUGGGCAGAGGCAGAAGCUGCCAAAAAAGGGGCCCGGCCAAGAGAGGCCAGGUACCCCAGAUACAGCCAGGCUGGGCAUGACUUCUACAGGGUUAUUGGAUCUUCCUGGGGCCCAGCUGUGACUUACCAGAUGGCAGGUAGAUAGAACCAGCGGGCUGUUGUGUGGAGCAAGAACCCCCUUAAAACAACCCAAACCAAGAACUUGUGGGGCUGAUACCUAUCCCUGAGCCCCCCACAAGACAUUGCCAGCAUGUUGGGCCCAAUGCCGCCAUCUUUGUUCAUUCUCUCUCAUAGACAAUGCAGGAGCAAUGAGUUGAAAAGUUGUAAAUAAUAAAUAUAUUUAUCCCACUAUUUAUUUUUUCAAGAACUGUGACCUCCUGCACUGUGAAUGCUCUGUGAUAUGAGAUUCUUAGUUUAAUAAAACUGUCAUAAAAAUUUGAAUGAAUUGCUAUUAUUGGUUACUAAACACUGGCAUGAGUUUAUUUUUAUUGUGAAGACGAAUCUAGAGUAAAUAUGAACUAAAUCUUUAUAAGAAAUCUAGCAGUCAGUAUUGUAAUGCAAUAUAUCAAAAUCUGUACACUGUCAAUAAAAUAAAUGAGCACAAGUUGUCUUUCUAUAGAGCUUCCAUUCGUGUAUAAUAGACACAUCCUAUUUGUAUUUUUUGAGAGAAUUCUUUCCACUGGAACAACAGCCAUUUGGAACCAUUUCUAUUUGCAUAUCAAGA
Messenger RNA from Talpa occidentalis (Iberian mole), 8185 nucleotides. RefSeq names its product solute carrier family 24 member 4 (gene SLC24A4). Lineage: Eukaryota; Metazoa; Chordata; Mammalia; Eulipotyphla; Talpidae. Gene Ontology annotation, cellular component: membrane. Gene Ontology annotation, biological process: intracellular calcium ion homeostasis; calcium ion transmembrane transport; sensory perception of smell. Bases 1 to 1869 code for a protein of 622 amino acids. The record is from RefSeq and is a predicted model, not a curated record. Gene Ontology annotation, molecular function: calcium channel activity; calcium, potassium:sodium antiporter activity. The transcript has 17 exons.